This is a messenger RNA of Wyeomyia smithii (pitcher-plant mosquito), 1389 nucleotides long. RefSeq lists its product as uncharacterized. Bases 18 to 1346 code for a protein of 442 amino acids. The record is from RefSeq and is a predicted model, not a curated record. Lineage: Eukaryota; Metazoa; Arthropoda; Insecta; Diptera; Culicidae. The transcript is spliced from 3 exons.
ACUUGUGUGCCGCGAAAAUGAAGUUUUGUGUCGUGCAAACGAGAAAAUCUAAAAUGUCGAAACCAGUUCUAUCUGUUGUGCCAUCCAAAUGGGUAGCAAGUAAUAAUGUUUAUUGGCCUCCAUCGAAUUUACUUGCGUUGUCAGUCAAAAGUGAUUCAGAACCCGAAAAAUCGAAAUGGCUUAAGCAAAAUUGUAAACUUGUCGGUCGUGCAAAUACAUACAAAUCUGCAGAAGAGAUCGUACGGAAGUUGGAAAAUGUUACUGAUUCGGAAGACGCGGCACAAACUAAUCGUGGAACGCGUGCUCAUCCAGCCAAAAAGAAAGCAAAGUUUGAAUCAAAAACAUACCAGUUGGCUACCCAAUCGGAUGAUUCAUCAGUGGAACUAACAAAGAGCAGAAAUAUUAAUUAUACCACGAAAUCCUCCGUUUGUGUACAGCAACCUGGUAAUGAACAUCAAGUUGAAUCCCCUAUAAUGGUUUCAAAAGAUGAAUCUCCAAGCAAAACGGAUCAGGCAGUUGCCACAGAAGGCCUUGGCCUCCUUAUAUCAAGUCCAUUACAAUCUGUUGAUGGUAAACAAUAUGCACAGCUUCAGAAUGGGUGCUAUAUAGAAGUAAUCACUGAACAUUCGAACACCGAUGAGAUAAUAAACUUAAAUGAACCUAAUAAUAACGACGUCAUUAAAGCUAAACAUACUGUCACAUUAGAAGAAAUUGAUCAGCGAUUAAAACGCAUUGAAGCAUGGCUUCAGAAAGUCGUCUCAUUCAUGGCAGAUGUUUCUAAAUUUAUGGAAUUGAAAGCGGAGUCCACACCAGCAUUAGCAGCAAAGAAGAAAAAAGAAAACUUCGAUCAAAUGGAAAUACUGUUCCCCAUAGAGGACGAUGAGAAAUUGAAAUUAAUCGAAAAUAGCCUCAAUGAAAAUUCUUUUUUUGAAAAACUAUCACGAUUUGUGUCGUCUCAAUAUGAUUUAAAUGGGAAAAGAGAUGGAAAGGCAUUUUUUAAAGUUCUGAUUCGAAAAAUGAUUACGCCGAAUGUGUUGAUACCUUAUUCGUGGGUAGGCAAUUCUAGACAGAGUUGCCAUGUUCAUGAGCCGAAUAAGGGAUUUAAAAAAAUGUUUCCAAAUAUGGUUAAAUUUUUUGAAAACGUAACGUGUGAAGCUGACUAUGCAUUCACAACAGAGUCUGUUCAUAAAGCGUUCAGUGAUUUUCUCCGGCAAAAGCAUACUGAAAUGAAACGGUUUCUAGAUGGUGGCGAACGCAGGAUUCCUUCAUCCCGAACCAGGUCUCGAAAAAUUGUGAGACAACCGGUGGAAGCUGGAAGAGAGGAGGACAUGGAUAGUUCUAUAUGAGACACAAGUUAUGGAUCAAAUAAUAUGAACUAAUAAUAAUAUC